UCUACACAUUCGUAAACAAAACAGUAUCAUUCGCGAGGGAAACAGAGACUUGUGCCCAGCAAAUUUGUCGGCGGUUUUGACAUUUUAAAGGCGGAUCGAUCGGAGCCGGUCUCUGGAGGCAAAUGGAUGAAAAAUCCGGAAAACUCAACAAAGAAUCGCCUAAAAGCGACGACGAUGAAAAGCCCAGCUGUAGUAAGAAGGAAGAGCAACAAAGACAGGAGGAUGAAGAUUUGGCCAACAUUGUAACGGCCGAGGAAUAUUUGAUGCGCAAGGAUGUGAUUCUUUUGGAUUACGAGAAGCAAAUGUUCCUGGAUAUGGUCCAUGCCGAUGCACUGAUGGUGUGUGCCAAGGGCUUAUCAUAUGAACGGGUUUUGCUAAAUAUUCUCAAGGCCUACAGCGAUGCCGGUAACUUGAUCCUGGUCAUCAACAGUUCUGAUUGGGAAGAGGAAUAUUACAAGAGUAGAUUGGAAAAGAAGUAUAUACAUGAGGUUGCGAAUACAGCAACAGAGAGGGAACGUGUUUAUCUGGAAGGAGGCAUUCAAUUCAUCACAACUCGCAUACUGGUAGUUGAUCUUUUGAAACAACGAAUCCCUGUCGAACUUAUAACGGGAAUUGUAGUACUUAGGGCUCACACCAUUAUUGAAUCGUGCCAAGAAUCAUUUGCUCUCCGCCUGUACCGACAGAGAAAUAAAACCGGCUUCAUCAAAGCCUUCUCAUCCAGUGCUGAAGCCUUCACCAUUGGCUUUGGCCAUAUUGAGCGCAUAAUGCGUAACCUUUUUGUAAAGGAGCUUUUCAUAUGGCCACGUUUCCAUGCCUUGGUGCAGGCUUCGCUAAAACCAUAUGAGGCACAGACAAUAGAAUUACAUGUACCCUUGACCGAGAAGAUGAAGUUGAUGCAAACCCAUAUAUUGGACAUCAUGAAUUACUUGGUGAAGGAAAUUAAACGCAUCAAUCGUACUGUGGAUAUGGAGGAAAUUACAGUGGAGAAUUGUGUAACCAAAAAGUUCCACAAGAUUCUGCAGGCCCAAUUGGAUUGUAUAUGGCAUCAGCUUAACUCUCAAACUAAGUUAAUUGUGGCGGACUUGAAAAUUCUAAGGAGUCUCAUGAUUUCCACCAUGUACAACGAUUCCGUAAGUUGUUAUGCUCUCAUAAAACGCUACAGAACUAAAGAGUAUGCCUUAAGUAAUUCUGGUUGGACUUUGCUCGACUCUGCCGAACAAAUUUUCACACUGUCCAAGGAUAGAGUGUACAACGGUCAAGGUGAAUUUGAUCCUGAACAUUGCCCCAAAUGGAAAUUUUUAAGCGAGAUUCUAAAAGUCGAAAUUCCCGCUGACAUGAAACGCACCAAACCUAAUAGCUAUGAUCCUCCCAAAGUACUUAUUCUCUGUCAGGAUUCACGUACUUGUUAUCAGCUUAAGCAGUACUUGACGCAAAGUGGCGAACGUUAUCUUCUGUACACGGCCAUGAGAGAACAAAUUCCAGUAGGUAAACUGAGCAAUGUAUUUGACAAAAUUCAAGCUGGGAAAGAACUAGAAAUGUCAGUGGCACAAGAAAGUCAGCCGACCCAAAGAAAGUUCAUAAAGUCAGAGGCAAAAGAUUUGUCGGAGGAUGGUGAUGCGACGACAAACUCUUCGCAAUUGGAUGAGUUGUCUCAGCUGUUGACUCAGAACGACAUGGAGGAUCACUUACAAUACUAUCAGGAAAGCUAUAUGCUGACAAUGACUCAACCACAGUUUGACGAGUCAGAUCUGACGCUAAUGAAUGACAGCGGCACCGGGGCGGAGGAUAAUGUUGACAACUCGAUAUUUGAACCUUUUCCCGAAAUGGAGAAUUUAGAUAUUACAGCCGCCGUGGCAGCUCAAAAGCAACCGUUAAUUUGCUUGCAAACAUUCAAAACAGAAAGAGAAGGAUCCACGGUAUUGGAUCGUGUGCUGGAAGAGAUAAAUCCACAAUAUGUCAUUAUGUAUCACUGCAACGUAACCGCGAUUCGACAAUUGGAAAUAUAUGAGACACGUCAACGGCGACCAGCCAAGGAGAGAUUGAAAGUAUUCUUCUUGAUACAUGCUCGCACAGUGGAAGAGCAGGCAUACCUAACAAGUCUGAGAAGGGAAAAGCAGGCAUUUGAGUAUAUUAUUGAGACGAAAAGUAAAAUGGUCAUUCCCGAAUACCAAGAUGGCAAAAGUGAUGAAGCUUUCAAUCUAUACAAGGCAUAUAAACAUCCUGAGGACAGUAUUGAGACAGCCAAUGCUCAAAGCCGAAAAGCUGGCGGUCAAGUUUGUAAACAGGCGGAGGAAGAGCCAAACCCAAAAGUUAUCGUAGAUAUGAGAGAGUUUCGAUCGGAUCUGCCAUGUUUAAUACACAAAAGGGGCAUAGAAGUGUUGCCGGUGACAAUAACGAUUGGUGAUUAUAUUUUGACUCCAGAAAUUUGUGUAGAACGUAAAUCUAUAUCGGAUUUGAUUGGUUCCCUCAACUCUGGUCGCUUAUACAAUCAGUGCAUACAAAUGCAACGUUAUUAUGCCAAACCCAUACUUCUAAUCGAAUUCGAUCAGAACAAACCAUUCCACCUGCAGGGUAAAUAUAUGAUUUCGCAAAAUACCGCAACCACCAAUGCCGAUAUAAUGCAAAAAUUACAACUACUUACGUUGCAUUUUCCGAAAUUGCGGCUCAUUUGGUCACCAAGUCCGUAUGCCACAGCCCAAUUGUUUGAGGAACUAAAAUUGGGUAAACCUGAGCCAGAUCCCAAACAUGCUGCUGCCUUGGGUGCCGAUGAUACUGGCGCCUAUGAUGAUUUGAAAUUUAAUGCGAAUAUUUAUGAUUUUCUGUUAAAGUUACCUGGUGUCAAUACGAAAAAUGUCCACAAAUUGAUGCGUCAUGGAGGCUGUCUCAAGGAACUGUUAAAGAAAUCUCAGGUUGAAAUUAGCCAACUUUUGGAUUCGGAAGAAAAUGGAAAAUUGUUGUGGGACAUCUUGCACGUGGCACAUUUGCCGGAAAAAGAUGAAGUAUCGGGAUCUUCAGCGUUACUGGCCUCAAGCAAACAAAUGGGAACACAUUCACGUUUUCGACGUGGUGCUGCAGCCAAUGUGGGCAGUCGUGGUGGUUCCCUGCGAAAAUUUAAAAACUAAAGGCUUAAGAUGAUGUAAUGAAUUGUAUGAAAUAAGAAAUAAUAUAUUUGCAACAAAUGAAAUAAACGAAAAAUAAGCAAAUGCAUGCUGCUAUGGAAAUUGGAGUUAGACAGCAAGAGGUAAUUGAAGGAUAUUUCAAUCAUGUAUA
Musca domestica (house fly) is the source of this 3270-nucleotide messenger RNA. RefSeq names its product DNA repair endonuclease XPF (gene mei-9). Gene Ontology annotation, biological process: nucleotide-excision repair involved in interstrand cross-link repair; resolution of meiotic recombination intermediates; double-strand break repair via homologous recombination. Gene Ontology annotation, cellular component: nucleotide-excision repair factor 1 complex. The record is from RefSeq and is a predicted model, not a curated record. The coding region runs from base 123 to 3122 and encodes 999 amino acids. Gene Ontology annotation, molecular function: single-stranded DNA endonuclease activity; single-stranded DNA binding; damaged DNA binding. The transcript has 9 exons. Lineage: Eukaryota; Metazoa; Arthropoda; Insecta; Diptera; Muscidae.